CGGAUAUCAGUCGAUCAGGCCUUGACGAUGAGGCGAUUGCAUUCUUUGGCUCAAAAAUGUCACUUCCUGGAGGGGGGUUGAGGGAAUUGGCCGAUCCCACUAUCGCUGCCUGUCGCUGCCUGUCGCUGCCUGUCGCCGCCGCGACUACAACCACACCAGCUGCUGUUGCCAUAUCCCAUGCCCUGACAGGCGAGAUUUCAUCAAACGAUGUCGGCGAGAACACCAACUCGAUUAUGGCCGGUGAGAACUCUCCAGUUGAUGAAGUAAUGGAUGCCAAGGAACAGAUUCUGGCAGAAGCAUUGAAGCGUCUCCAUGUUCUUCAACGUCUAUGCAUGUUAGAUACGACCAAUCUCAGCAAAUACUUUUACGAGUCCCAACGCGAGGAGCUCCACGCCGUCACCCCUACGUUGCGAGAUGUGCGUCUUUACUAGUGCGGGCCAAAGAGUCAGGGAGGCUUUGUUGGGUUGUAACAUUUUUUUUUUUUCUGUUUUUUGAAUGAGUGGUGUACUCCAGUAGACUAUACCAUAUUCCGUGCAACACAACUUUUUGUGUGUGCUUAGCAUGUACAUACAUGUAUUAAACCAACGAUAUAUUGCAAUGUAUUUAUAUUGUUAUUUCCC
Molecule: messenger RNA, 620 nt
Organism: Gamsiella multidivaricata
Lineage: Eukaryota; Fungi; Mortierellomycota; Mortierellomycetes; Mortierellales; Mortierellaceae
Exons: 2
Coding region: 57-431 (124 amino acids)
Source: RefSeq, a predicted model, not a curated record